Molecule: messenger RNA, 5756 nt
Organism: Aegilops tauschii subsp. strangulata
Lineage: Eukaryota; Viridiplantae; Streptophyta; Magnoliopsida; Poales; Poaceae
Source: RefSeq, a predicted model, not a curated record
UAAUUUGUUGAAAUGUAAAUCUGUAAGAUAUUUAAACAAAUAAUGAGGCUAGCCAACUGAGGCUCCCUCGAUUUAGAGCUUCGUUGUUCAUCGGAUCUGUAUUCUGCCGCGUCUGAGCCAUCGGAUCUUCACAGCGGUCAAAACUAAUUUUCACCGCGGUCGUUUUCAUUGUCCAAUGACGGGUGGGCUCGCGUGGCGUGGUGGUUGGCUGGGUUGCCUGUUUUCGCGUGCAGGGCGUUUUGCCCAAUCCGCACCGCGCGCUCCGCACCCAAUCCCUCGUCUCCCAGGCACAGCCCACACCGGACAAACCCUAGCCUCACCAAGCCCCACAUCCCGCACUCCUCCCUCCUCCUCCAUCCUCGUUAGCCGCCGCCGCCCUUCUGCCUCCCUCCUCUCUGUCCUACAACCACGUCGCCGUGAGGAAGCUGCCGUUCGUGGCGCCGUACCGCUGUCGGGGUGCUGCGCAAGCUUCGUUCCCCACAGCCCCUCGCUCAUCCUCGCUCGUCACCGCCACUGCCUGCUACUCCCCUCCACCACCGUUGAUGCUUCUGGGUCGAAUCUGGCAUUGGUGGGUCGGAGCUCGAGCUAGAGGCCGAGACGGGGAAGGUCAGAAAAAGGAGAGACCGGAUGGAGGUGCUCGAGGCCGAGGAAGCUACCGAUGGUGAGAUCCCUCUCCCCAUAUCUAUUCUCUUAGUUUUUCUCCAUCAGCACAACUAGCUUCACUAGCCAUCCGGUGGUUGGAGCACGGGGCAACGCUCCGGUCGCGAUGGGGUGGAGCUGCACAGGUGAGGGAGGAGGCUGGCACAGGGAACUGGGCCAGGGAGGAGGCAAGGACGAGGGCGUUGGCUGCAGGGGCACCGAGAAGAAUGGAAGGCAGAGCUCGUGUGAGGGCACGACUGCAGGAGCUAACGAUGGUCAUGGUUUGCCUCUACUACAUCGUCUGCCAAAGAUAGAUCCAGAAAGAUAUGGGCUUCUCUCUGAUAAACAAAGGAGAUGAUAUUGCAAUAUGCUAACCAGAUUAUUGCUGCACAUUUGUCUGUUUGAUGUCUUGGUUGUGGGAUCUGAAACACUAUGCAUUCAGAUCAACAUUACACAGGCAAGGAGCGAGAUGAUGCCAAGCAGUGGAAGAGAAUGGUAACCAAAGACAACUUUGUUGGUCCUUGGUCAUGGAUUUACAAGAAAGCCAACAGAGUAUGAAAAGGUUCUCAUGGGACUCACCCUGAACUGAAAUCUAUGUUCAACCUUGGUAUAAUUCUAUGACAAAAACCCCAGGUGGUCCAAUUUUCUUUCUUUCUUUCGUGUUUAUUGUUUUUGGUUUGUUAUAACCGAAUUUAUAGCCUACUAUUCGUGGGUUUCUUUUAUUCUGUUUUGGUGGGUUCUAAGCUAUGAAAUUAGGAAACAUAUAGUUUAUUAGUUUGAGACCUGCUUCAAGAUAAAGAAUGAAAGGAAGAAUUAUUAUUUCAUGAUGACACACAUGACUGUCAAACUGCAGAAAAUACUUGAUUUAUGUACUGUAUGAUUCCCGAGUUCCUUUCCUUUCAAGAUUUAUUUGGGGAGAACUCAUGAGCUUAUGAAUGAGUGAUUCGGAUUUGUCUAAUUGGGAACUAGCAAAUCAUGCAAACUAAGGGUUUUUCUGCUCAUAUAGACUGGUUGGUCGAUGGCUUCUUGAUACAUCGUACCUUAAACAACAUAAUUUCUGAUUGAGGGGACCAGGUUGAUGCCCUGUUUGAUGUGAAUUUUCUGGGAUGUGCUGCCAUAUACUUCCACCACUGUAUACAACAAUGAGUACAACAUUUAACAUGGGCAUGAUGUUAAAUUUGAGUGAAUCUAAGGGCCUACUGGCUGCAUAAUCUGUGGCUAUAUUUUUUAGUUUAUUUAUUUAUUUUUGUGUAUGCAAGGAGCAAUUCUACUAUCUCUUCAUGGUUUAGCGUUUAUAUAUUAGUUGGAUAGUAUCUCUUUAUUCUGUUGUUGUGACUGACUAGCUGCUUACUUAUAUGGACAACUUGAACUGAAAAGCAAGAGUAGAAGCCCAUGAGAUGAGACACAAGGAAAAUAUGCAUGAAAAUGGCACAUUCAUGAUUCAGUUUGGUUAGCAAGUAUGUUAGCGACUUCCCCUGCUCUCGCAUGGGAUCGACAAUGGGCCAUAACUACUGGGCUUGGGCUGCUCGGUAGUCAGGCAACACGGGGCAACUACAAAUACAAGGGAUAGAGUUACGAACAACUUGGCUAGGAACUGGACGGCUUCGGCCUCCUCUGCUUCUGUAUCUCCUCCCUCUCGUGUUCCUCUCCUCUGUAAUGGCUAGACCUUGGUGAAUCCAUGGCUUGUAGUUCUAAUUGAUGAGGAAUAGAUCUCUGUGAGAAGAGUGCUGUUAACAAUUGGUAUUCAGAGCCAAUCGAUUCCUCCACGCAAAAUCCACACAAAAUUUCCCCACCGUAAUCGAUCUCCAGCCAUGUUACGGGGAUCAGCUUGGGCUGGCCGCCCUGAUCGAGUGUUCACGUCGGUGGAGGACCCGCAGCAGCGACGCCUCGCCGAGUGGAUGGACCAAGACAAGCAGGCGCGGCGUCGCGCCGAGUUUCGCAUCCGUAUUGCAGCCAUCGCGGCGCAGGUGGCUUCCGAGGUGUCGGCGGCGGUAGCAUCGGAGGUGUCGGCUGCCGUUGCCGCGGCGCUACAGUCUGCGCGGGCGGGGCACCACGAGUACCUCGACCUUGAGUCGACGACCACAUCGACCCCAACUGCUCCAGUGGCGGACGACCUCGCCUCUCCCACCGCAGCAUCAAAUUUGUCCGAGGUCAUCGUCGGUGUCGUCACCGAGUGUGGCUGCACCGACCUCGAGCCCACGGCCGCGACCUUAACUCUGACCUCCGCACUGGACAUCUCGGGCGCCUGUUCAGCGAUGAACUCGCUUGCGCUCCCUACAACCAGUGGCUGCUCCGCCGUGGUGCACACCACGUGUUCGACGCAAUGCGCAAGCCGCACCGUCACCAUGUCGGUGUCAGCGACAGCUCCAGCCACAAUGUCAGCUUCGUCCAAGGUCACCGGCGAUGUCGUUCCCGAGCUCUGCUGCCUUGACCUUGAACCAUCAGAUGUCCUCGAGCUUAUCAGAACGCCGCCCAAGUGUUCGACAGAAGGUCUGAAUGACGACCCCGUGGUCAUGCAUGAACAGCAGGAGCGCUCCAAGGAAUAUGAACAUUCAGUACAAGAUGCCAACAUGCCCUGUGUGCUUCAUGUCAUCAACAGUUGUGAGUUCCCUGGAACUACCAACCAGGUCAAAACUGCAGCCCUUCGCCCAACUAAAUCAAUCACCGAGCACAAGCUAAUUGGUGUGGAUUCACUGCACACACCGUGGACUCCAGCGAGGAGCACAACUUGUAGAAUGUUCAACGUGCAAGGUACACUGUAUGUUAUGCAGUUAUCAGGGGAAUUGCAAGACUUGGAAACAGUGGAACCUACAGGGAGUGCAGCUCUCACUGUGAUUUAUAGUGUUCCUGGAGUUCAAACAGCAUGGCUGAAUCCAACUGUAUUCAAGUGGUCAGAUCUUUUUUGUUUUGCCACACAAUUUCUUAGUGCAAGCACUCUUGAUUUAUUACUAGCGAAGCGAGAUGCACCUACUGUGAUUGGGAAUUUGUGCUGUGAGAUUCAGAGCAAGGGAAUAAUAAUAGAGAGACCAUAUUGGCAAUUGAUUGCGGAAGUAAGUUUGGAAGCACUCAAGCUUUCAUGGCUGCCACCUCAAGGUAUUAUUUGUGUACCACUCAGAAUUUCUCUACUGAAGAAAUCAAUUGGCAUAUCUCGACAAUUCUAUUGGGAGGGUACAAAUUCUUUUGCAGUAGUGUGGGCACUGACUUUGCAAGUGUACGAGCAUAAGAACAGAUGCAGUUUACUAGAACAUGAUACAUCAGUGGUGCUCCUUAUUGCUCAUGGUACUACUAUCGUUCAGUGCAUCCUUGUGCAUCAGGAGAGGUCCAUUGGAAGUUUGAAGAUUGAUAUGUCAACUAGAGAUAUAAUUGCAGCAUUACAUAGGAAGAAGCCAAGGCCUUGUUGGACGACAUUUUUCUAUGGCCACCAGUUACACUAUUCUGACCAGUCAGAUUCAGUUACAAAUGUUUUUCAGAACCAGCACAGAACUGAAUAUUCUAUUGGAAGAGUCAUUCUUGAGGAUUUCCAGUGGGCACCUGCUUGGUCCUUUUCCAUGGAGUUUUUGCUAUUUGGAGAUGAAUGUUCGUUUGAAGCUCUGUUGGGCUGCCACAUCUAUAGUGCGUGUUUGUUGGAUAAAAGCAUGGGGAUCACUCUAGGAAGCGAUGCAAGCUGCGGUGAAUGCAUAAUAAUCAGUCCUUGCCGUCCCCAAUUUCAACCCGAACCAUGUGAAGGUACUUGUUUCUAUAGCUUUCGUGUUGUAGUUUUUUCACGAGUUGUUCCUGCGAUGAGGCUUGCAUACUUUGAGAGGCCUGGAAUGGGGCUAUAUCAGGAAUAUAUGCAGCUGAUUGGUAUGAUUGGGAGGCAGGUUCCUGCUCUUGAUUUAUGGGCUACCAGAAUUGUGUUCCAGCCAAGGGAAACAGAGGGCGUGCAGCCUAGCGCAUAUUCCUUCUGUUUGGAAAUUUCCUUUCAACACCGCCCAUGUUUCCAACAACAAGUUUCCAGUUCAGGAGGUGUGCUACUCUGAACCUCUCAACCACAAGCUUGGUAAUGGUAGUGGCCUUUCCACCGGUAUUUGAAGAGGGACAGACAAGUGCCAUGCUCUGUAUGGACCAGAUGAUGAUGAAAACUGGGCAUGUUAUUCAAUGUGGUCUGGAGUAUGUCCAAUGGGAGAUUGCACGGUCACUUAACUUGAAGUACAUGGAUAUCAUCAAACAGUCCAAGCAACAAAUUCUUGCCGCAACAUACCCUGAGUUGUAUUUUCCAUGGGAUCCAGGCGAUGUCGUAGCACAACAUAUCCUGCUUCCAACCAGACCAUGGGCUCUGGCAUCAGCCAAUCGACAUGUUGCUAGGAUCUCCUCUUAUGUGCCUGUUCUUGGGGGAGAAUUCUUUGCUCCAUGGAAUAAUGGUAGCUGCAACAGGGGGAGCUGUCAUUGCAAAGUGCUAGUCUAUCUUCACAUGGACGAGUUCAGUUGCCUAAGAAUACAGUAUCCUAACGGCAAAAGGCUCAUCGGGGAAGAGUGUUCCUAUGGAAGAUUUCCUGGCCAAUGGUUCUGGAGCACUCUACUAUUGACAAGACACCUAAUUCCUGUAGAAACACUGAGGUCCUUCGCACAAGCUAAAGCUACAGCAGGGAUGAAGGUUGAAGCUCCAACCUUCUAUUGCGUCUGCUACCUUGGCCAAGACCCCGACGGCCACAACUACUACAUCGUCCUCAUUCAAGUGCAUCCCGUCAUUCGACUACGGCUACCACGACGAGCCCAUUACCACCAGCAAAAUUCAAGUGCCAUGGGAUCCUGGUGGUUCAACAUGGCGUCGGCUUGAGGUCAAGCCGAAAAUUAAGGAGGGGGGAAUGUUAGCGACUUCCCCUGCUCUCGCAUGGGAUCGACAAUGGGCCAUAACUACUGGGCUUGGGCUGCUCGGUAGCCAGGCAACACGGCAACUACAAAUACAAGGGAUAGAGUUACGAACAACUUGGCUAGGAACUGGACGGCUUCGGCCUCCUCUGCUUCUGUAUCUCCUCCCUCUCGUGUUCCUCUCCUCUGUAAUGGCUAGACCUUGGUGAAUCCAUGGCUUGUAGUUCUAAUUGAUGAGGAAUAGAUCUCUGUGAGAAGAGUGCUGUUAA